Hypanus sabinus (Atlantic stingray) is the source of this 4177-nucleotide messenger RNA. It is a transcript of the gene tfap2c, whose product is annotated as transcription factor AP-2 gamma (activating enhancer binding protein 2 gamma). Gene Ontology annotation, biological process: anatomical structure development; regulation of transcription by RNA polymerase II; regulation of cell population proliferation. NCBI's taxonomy places the organism in Eukaryota, Metazoa, Chordata, Chondrichthyes, Myliobatiformes, Dasyatidae. Gene Ontology annotation, cellular component: nucleus. Bases 114 to 1451 code for a protein of 445 amino acids. The record is from RefSeq and is a predicted model, not a curated record. Gene Ontology annotation, molecular function: RNA polymerase II transcription regulatory region sequence-specific DNA binding; DNA-binding transcription factor activity, RNA polymerase II-specific. The transcript is spliced from 7 exons.
UCAUUAAAGGGAGGACAGCCAACCGCUGGCGGUGGGAGAUCUCACAUCACCGAGCGCUCGGUUUGGCUUGCCAGGCUGGGCUUCUCCCGAGUCUAGUUCGCCGCGGAACGAACAUGUUGUGGAAACUGGCCGAUAACGUCAAGUAUGAAGAGGACUGCGAGGACCAACACGAUGGGAGCAGUAACGGCACCCCCCGAUUGCCGCAGCUCGGCGCAGUUACCCAGCACCUGUAUUCCUCAGCGCCUCCCCUGUCUCACACUCCCAGCUCUGACUUCCAGCCGCCCUACUUUCCCCCUCCGUAUCAGCCCCUAACCUACACCCAGUCCUCGGAGCCCUACUCUCACCUGAGCGACCCCUACUCCCUCAAUGUCUUGCACCAUCACCACCACCACCAGCAGCAGCAGCCGCCGUCGCAGGCGGGUUGGCCGGGCCGCCAGGGUCAGGAGUCGGCGCUUGCUCAUCACCAGCGGGUAGGGGCGGCCGCUCAACUCUCGGCGCUGGAGCCUAGGAGGGAGAUCCGUCGCGCAGACAUCCACAUCCCGGGCAAUCAUCAUAUGGACACUGCCCUGGCUGAAAACAUCAACAUGCACGAUGUCGUUCACACUAUGGAGGAUGUACCGCAUGCAGAGGACUCGAACAUACUCGUACAGGACCAAGGAGUGAUCAGAAAAGGACCGGUGACGAUAUCCAGAGGCAUGGCACUUUCGGCACUCUCCUAUCAGAAGGACGGUCUGCUCGGUGGCGUCACAAACCUCAACGAGGUGUUUUGCUCAGUCCCUGGCCGGCUCUCCCUCCUCAGCUCCACGUCGAAGUACAAGGUGACAGUGGCCGAGGUCCAGAGACGUCUCGCCCCGCCCGAGUGUCUUAACGCCUCCCUUCUUGGGGGUGUUCUGCGAAGAGCGAAGUCAAAAAAUGGAGGAAGGUCAUUACGGGAAAGGCUUGACAAGAUUGGUUUAAACCUUCCUGCUGGGAGACGGAAAGCAGCCAAUGUGACCCUACUGACUUCUCUUGUGGAAGGGGAAGCUGUACACCUAGCCCGUGACUUUGGUUACGUGUGUGAGACUGAGUUCCCCGCGAAAGCAGCGGCAGAGUACCUGACCCGACAGCAUAUAGACCGGAAUGAAAUCGCUAGCCGGAAAAGCAUGCUCCUUGCGGCCAAGCAAAUCUUUAAAGAGUUCAUGGACAUGUUGACCCAGGAUCGGUCACCCCUGGGAAAUGCCCGGCCUAGUCCAAUCCUGGAUCCUGAAAUCCAGGGCUGCCUGACUCACUUCAGCCUCAUCACACAUGGCUUUGGGAGCCCAGCCAUCUGCGCUGCCAUGUCCUCGCUGCAGAAUUACCUGAACGAAGCGGUGAAGGCCCUGGACAAAGUGUAUAUGGCCAACAGUGGCCAGAACUCCCAGGACAUCAACCCAAAUAAAACUGUGGACAAAGAUGAAAAGCACAGGAAAUGAGCUGCUGGCUCUGAAUCCGCGGACUUUAACCCUUCUCCCCCUUCUUUGUCUCUGGGACAACCUGAACUUCCUCAAACCAGCAACAGCAAUGGCACCCAAUAGCCAAAGGGCUGGACUAAACUCCUGCUAAUUGUAAUUUGCAGGGCUGCAGAUAUGCACUAUGCCUCCAUGAUCAACCAUUUUAUUCAGGCUCCAAGUAUCAAAUCCAUUUGGCACCUCCAACAUCAUGAGACUCAUGGGCAGGAAGUCACUGUGGCUGGGGUAACUGUCAAUGAAACAGUCUUGCUUCCAUUGCCAGAAGUUUAUUGAAGGCCUCGGCCCCAAGGUAUAUUCUACUUUAGCACCACUCCCAAAGCAGUGUUAGUUGCAUGGUACCCCCAAGCAAUGACUUCAAGCUUCUUCCCCUGCUGUGAUUCCAGCUUUGUUGUAUGUGUUGGUGAGCUGGAGCGGGGUGAAUCUGCAGGGGAAGAGGAGAAGAGGCUACUGCCCUAUGAUGAAGCCAUAAGUUUAAUUUUUAGGGCCCUUUUACUUGCACUGUACCUGGCAAAGCUGUCUCCCAGUAACUUUGACUUUUCCUAGAUAGUAAUAAGCAGAGAGAUCGCCAACAUCAGGGACAAUGAGAUAGAGCCCUCGAGGAAGAUGGGAAGACGCACCUAAAUGGCGUCACAUUGCUGAAAGAGGGCAUGUAGUCACUGGAUCUUGCAGCGUGGUUAGAAGAUGUCCUGACCAUCUGUGGGUCUAAAGCUGCCAUGAACAGUUUGCUGGAUGUUAGCAUCUUAGGCUGGCCACAAGUGUAUUUGCUAACACAGAGGGGCUCCCCAGCAUGUUUUACUUAAGCUAGAAGUUGUGUACAAAAACACCUGGAGGAAGGCAGAAUGAUGUUUUAUGCUCCUCAGUUACUACUAGUUGACUUUUGGUACCCUCAGCACUGCAGUCCAAGCCGAUUGAACUUGAUUUGAGCAGUUCGAUGCCCGCUCCAAUUACAGACAGAAUCUGCAGCCCGUUCAGGUCAGGAAGGAGGGUUUUCUAGUCUUCAGUGCUUUCUUGGAACUCUUCUCAUUGCACCCCACUGGGUUUAAGCAAUCUCUUUGGACAGUUUACUUGCUGGGCUAUAAUCAGGGACUCGCAACUUAACUGUGCUCAAAGCACAUUUCCAACGCCCAUCAUUUGGGUGCUGUAUAAAAAUGAACAGUUACAAAGCCAUUCUCAGUCGGACCCCUUUUGGAACAGACCAAAUCCAUUCCUUAUAACAAAAUUUAAUGAUCUGUUUUGAAAGCUCUGCGAAGGCCAGGGUAGGAAGUGUACAUGUAUUGGCAGGGUAGCUCAAUGUGCAGCGCUGCCAGUGGCUCUGUUAAUAACAGUUUAAGCUCCAUUGCUCACAUCGUAAGAUAGGUUCUACUUUUUUAAUUAGCUCUUGUUCCACAAGUGGAGCAGGCUUGGAAUUAUUUUAAAACAAAGUCAGCAUGUUUGAGCAAGAAAAUACAGAUGAAACUAUUGAGAAGUACUUGAGAGGGGUGUUAACUGGUCAGGACAGUCUGGUUAAUAUAUCUAGCUGAGGAAUACAAUACAAUCAUGUAUAUUUUCCUGCAGUUUUAUAAUGUGAGUAACUGAUUUUUUGUAGUAAUUUCUGAGUCUGCCACUAAAUCUUAAAUCUCGGCUAUUAAACCUGAUCUCGCAGAGCAGAGAGAACGGCUACACAGCUCAGUGCUGCUGCUAACAGUCUGGAGGGAGAUGGCAGCCAAAUGUCCUCCUGCUUGCUGCUUGUGUGAAAAGGAGAUGUUGAACUGGGACUGGAUUGAAGCUUUGUCUAAGAUUCCUGUUUUGAUGGAGCUGACUUUGAAGGGAUUAACACCUCUGAGCCAAAGACCAAACAUCUGAAAGCAUCUCAGGAAGAGCCUCUCUCCAGUUUGGUUUUGAUUCUGGCUAACAAUGAACUUUCAGGCUUAUAAUGACCAUUGCAACAGUGAUGCCCAUAGUCCAGGCUUGCGGUGCUCAAAAGCAAGUCAGAUGCACGUGUCUCUGCUCUGAUCAGAGGUGACUGACCUGUGGCAAUUCUGACUAGUCUACAGGUUGAAGUCCCCUCAACUCUGCUACUGACCUUGCCGAAUGAUCUUGCAUGCCCUCUGGAUUGUUGGCUAAACAUUUGUUGUCUGGAGGCCAAACUCUGCCCAGUUACAAACCUACUUGAAAAUUAGGUAUCAACACAAUCAUAUUUUAAGAGAGUCUUUAAUCAGUCUUUGGGAGAGUUUCCUUUACAGGGUAAAUAGGGUAAAAAGGGAACAGUGUUUUAAAUGUACAUAUUUAUUUAUAUGUAAUUUAAUGGGUAAUGUAAAUAUGGUGCAACUUUGAAACCUUUUUUAAGAAAAGCUCGUUUACCUCCUGUAAAUAGGGUUUAGUCUUCCCAUUUUCCUGUUAUUAUGGAGAAGUGUUUCCCUGGUAAUGGGUAAGCUAGGAUAUAACUCCUUUCCUGUUCCUGCACAGUUACAAGAAGAAACACAAAACAGGGUAUUAAUGUCUGCUUGAAUGUUCUUCCUCAAAACUCACCUGACUCUUCUGGCGGUUGGGAGGGGUGGGGGGUUGUGGAGAAAGCAAUAAUUAUUCUUGGUGUGAGUUGUAAGGUACUUUCUGUAAAUCCAGUGGGUCAGUUUUCUUAAAACCUUUGUCAGUGAAUUUUAAACGGAUGGAUGUCUAGAUGAAGCUUCUGAAGUGUGGAUUUUGUGUCUCAG